Messenger RNA from Babesia sp. Xinjiang, 6048 nucleotides. Its product is annotated as E3 ubiquitin-protein ligase PRT6. The record is from RefSeq and is a predicted model, not a curated record. NCBI's taxonomy places the organism in Eukaryota, Apicomplexa, Aconoidasida, Piroplasmida, Babesiidae. Gene Ontology annotation, molecular function: zinc ion binding; ubiquitin protein ligase activity. Gene Ontology annotation, biological process: protein ubiquitination; ubiquitin-dependent protein catabolic process via the N-end rule pathway. Bases 1 to 6048 code for a protein of 2015 amino acids. The transcript is spliced from 2 exons. Gene Ontology annotation, cellular component: cytoplasm; ubiquitin ligase complex.
AUGUCAGGAUAUAUGUGCGUAGAAAAUAGGCUCAAAAUGACGCAAUCAGGAAGCGGUAAACGGGAACGAGACACUUAUGGUAUCACAACAUUGAAUAUACGUAUGCUAGGUGAGAAAUAUUGUGGUAACUAUGAUCGUGAUGCCAUCUUUCGCGAAAUAUAUACAUACCUAUACCCAAAAGGGAACCCACUGAAGGUCAACCAGCUUAUAGACAAUUAUAUAGGGGCUACUGGACAUUGUACGACAAAAUGGAUGGAAGAAACUGUAGCAUUCAAGUGUUACGAUUGUGAAUCAGAUAACACGUGUGCUAUAUGCCUAGAUUGCUUCUUCAGAUCGAACCAUGAAGGCCACAGGUACAGGCUUACGAGAACAUCAGGAGGAUGUUGCGACUGCGGUGAUAAUGGGUCGUGGGACAUACGUGGCUCAUGCUAUAAACACAGCUCAUCACUUACUCUGGAAGAUGAAAGACAAUUGCUCAAUGCAUUCAGUGAGGAAUUCUGCUCAAGGCUCAUGGAACUGUUACGGCAAAUUAUUGAGGAAGUAUCAACCUAUGUAUGCCACCUAGAUGUCAUGCAAGAACAAUUUAUAUUUCUACUCAUGAUGUUCUUGGACGAAAUACUGAAAGUAACACCUGCUUUCAGGUAUGCAUUCUUUGAAGUCAUGAGCGAUACGCAACUCAAGCUAUGGAUUAGGAAACACCAUCAACUACCAGUGGAUAUCAGAAAAACUUUCAACUCGCUAUAUCUCACUAUGGUUACUUCAAUGUCGUUCAAAAUGCUCUUCUCAAACGUCUACACUGAAUUGUACGCCGAUGUUAUAGAGCCAUUGGAAGAAACUGAUGAAUGGCAUCUCAGUCACCUCUCCGUGCAGCUAUUUACUUACCCGGAUAUCGCAACACGUGCUAUCGCUGGAGGAUUUAUAGAUGUAUGCAUGAAAUCAUUAACGAACUAUCAUUCACGUGAUAUCAAUUUGGAUACUUUACAAUUUCCAAGAUUUGAUCGUAGUCUAUUCGGAUUAUAUCUAGUGGUUCUAAGCGAUUUUUCAUACCUCAUGGCACACGAAGCUGUAGUUAAACUGAUAUUUCAGGAACCUGAACUAUAUACUGCACUAUUCAAUCUCCUCAGGGAUAUGAACAUGAUGAACACUAUAGAGAUGGCAACCCAUGAACAUGUCUCAUUUGAAAAUACAGGCUAUUCUAUUGCCUUCACAAGCGAGCAUACUCUCCACACAGCAUUGAGGCAAUUUUCAUAUUAUUGCAAAUCGGAUGUAAGGGCGGCCAGUGGUUUAUACAAAGCUAUAAACGACUAUGUGCUAAAGUACCUGACCAAAUGGAGAUUCAAUAGUAAUAAGUUGUGCCGCACCUUCCAUAUCCCGUUCGUACGCUUUUUUACAACAAUCAUCAAUUUUAACCAUGUAAGAGAAUUGUACGCAUCAGGUGCCGCUGCACAUGAGCUGCGUGACGAUCCGAUAGUGACAACCUUUGAUGACGAGGUGCUCAUAUAUGUAUUGAGGGCAACCGUGUCAACAUUGCGGUUCUCACAAGAAAUCAAACAUAACCUGUGGGUUUACAACGGAGAAUCGAUGCACGAUCAAAAUGAAUACUACCGUCAAGUGGUAUUGGUUCAAAUGGACGUUGCUGCACUACAGAUAGCAGUGGCCCUUCUUGGGUUACGUCGAAUUGCGGGGUUGAACAACAUAGAUGUACUGCUGGUACUACAUAAAGAGGCAUUCGGGUUAGACCUUAGGAAAGCGUAUGAGCAGGAAAUAUCCAUACAUAAUGGGCCAGGUGAUAUGAUAUUUCGGGCAAUUUUCUUUAUGCACCUGUUAUGUAUCUUAUUACAUGAUGUGAAACAUCUUGAGAAGUUGUCGGUUAUACGCAACGCCAAGAACCCCGAACUUAUUCGUCGCGGGUACCCGCUUUUGAUAAUGGACGUUGUAACUGCACUAUCUGUGGGUCGUCUUGAUUUUGCAGAAGUGACGGGGUCAGUAGAUAUAUAUUGGCGUCACCAUCCAGAUAUCGUGAAAGCUGUGGAAACUGUAGCUACAGUGAACUAUUCCGAACUUUCAGAUAAAGCAUACUUAAGACCGAAAAGUGAAAGUUACCGUCUCAUUGACAUAAUGUGGAAUCCACAUAAUACAACGUCAGACAUCUCGUUACCGCAAGAGGUAACAAACCGUGGUAAUAUCGGUUUACUGGGAGCUCCGCGUAGCGAUGAGUUCAUGGAACCAGAAUAUUACCAAACGCAGGAUGCAAUAAUGAAUGCAAUUGGUAGUUCAAAUUGUUUCACAGUGGUGUGGCAGUUUCUAGAGUCACUAUCAGGGUUAAACCAGACGGUGGCUGACCCAGAUUGUGGAUUCUCACAAGAAACAUUGUUCUACGAUGCACAGGAGCAAGAACAUAUAGAUCAAGAACCUAAUAAUGAGCCAAUAAGAUACUUUGCCGGUGUUGAUUGGUCUGGUAAUAUCGGUUGUAAAUGGAAUGAUUCAAUUUUGGCUGCCCUGAAAACAAUUAAUGUCCUCCUAGAAACUAGGGAACAUAUUAAUGAUCAAAAUGCAUCCCGCCUUGUUGACGCUUUAGAAGCGAUUGCUCGACGGGUAGGAGAUGAUAAGGUAAUGAACACAGCAUUGCAACGUGUUAUUCAACAGAUUCGUGAAAAGUUCCAAAUCAAUCCGAAAAGAGCUGAAAGUACUUCUGGAGAGAGCCGUAUGCAGUAUAUAAAGAAACUUCAAAAGCGAUAUAUGGCACAUAUAUUGGCAGAACAGAGUAAAGUGUCAUUUGACGAGCUAGAUCUUACACCAUCGAAGUCUGCGGGCUCUGGUAAUACGGAAUUAGACAUUUGUAUAUUGUGUAAACAAGGAAGUGACGAUGAUAACCGUAUGAGUUUCAUGUGCCUUAUAUCGACAAAUAGCGUUAUGCGUAGAUGCGCCAAGUCUGUAACAGGACCAACAGUUUAUGCCAAAGCAUCGUUACCCCUAAAAUCAUCAAUGAUCAGCUGUUGCGGGCACAUGGUGCAUACGAAGUGUAUAACAAACCACAACAAGAGCCAGUGUUCGAUAAGAUUGAUGACAUUUGGUGUCCAAAAAGCAAACAAUGAGUUCUUUUGCCCUAUAUGCAAGGCUUUGUGUAACUACACGCUAGAAUACGUACCGGAUGCAAUGACACUGGAGAGAUGUAAAACACAUCACAUGAACAAGACACAGAGGUUAUGUUCUACAGGUUGGAGGUACUCAUUUUGCGCAAAUUGGAUACCGUCACCGAUAUACGCAAGGUUCAAUUUGAACCCACAUGUAAUGUACAUGUUCAACGUCGUUUUACCUUUAAAUGACCUGAAAAGAACGAGUAACGAAGGUCGCAGCUUCCUCGAGGAUCUUGGAAUAGGAGAUUCACAAGAAUCUGAAUUCUCAUGUAACAAGUGCUUAGAGACAAACUUAGCAGUGGAUUACCAACCCAAGUGCAGUGCGCUUUUCUACCCUAAAGGUAUAAAGGAUGCUGUGUUGGACCGACGGCAUAUCAUACAACAGUUGAAGAGUUGGCUGUCAAGUCGACCCACUAAGAGACGAGAGUUGAGUAAUCUUUUGAAGGUGGAUUUAGGUUACACGUUCAGCCGCGAGAUGACUACUGAAUAUUGUCGCAUGGUAUUCGGAGGCAAACGUUGCUUAUACGGUAUACAAAAUUGGCGCCAUGUAAAUGCUGGGGUGUUGUUGGAUUCCAAGUUCUGGAUGUUCUAUCAUUAUCUACUUGCCACUUGCACUUGCCGACGGAACCAGUUGACGCUACGUCCAUCGUUGCUGCAACAUCUUGUGCGAAAUAUGUACAACAGCGGAAUGAAUGAUGCUUUAGGGGAUUGUAAUAAUGAUGUUUAUCAACUAGAUAGGAACUAUUUCGAUCUACCCCCAGGUGAUCUUGUCGUCCCAAAGUCAACACCGCGAACAAAUGGCCCCGCAACAACGCUUACGAUACUAGUUGAGUCCAUGUCCGACAAACAGUUGUGCAAACUUGCGGAAGCACUGGAUAUAGAUGUAGUAGAAACCGUAGAACCAACACUUGAGUAUAUGAACGUAGACAUCAACGAUAAGUUCGGCUUGGAUGUAACAUCUUCGUGGUCAAUGGACCUUCUGAGGGAGUUCCUCCUCUUCUUUAUACAGCAAUCACCUACAAAGGAAAAGAGCUUGGAGUAUCUCGGGAAAUGUGUCGGUAUGCUUUUGAUGCAAGUUUUGGAACGUGUAGUACUGGCUGAUAUAAAGCGUUCUUUCGCCGCGUUUAUAGAUAUGGAGGCGCGAGGUGGGAAUGACGGGCCUAGUGACCGCAACUAUACCUAUAGUAAACUCAAGUUCAAGAGACAGCUGUUAUCGAAACUAUAUGAAGCCUAUCUCAAGGAAUCUAUCGACAGUGCCGAGAUCCCAUCUGACCUUUUGGGAAGAGUAAAUUGGGUAGGCUUUGCCGAACAUGAAGAUGAGUUCAAGAGAUACAAUAGCACCAAUGUUAAUGAAGUGUUUAUGAAGGGUGUUAUCCCAAAUGGUUCACAAACAUAUGGAUCGUUAAAUGAGCCUUGUAAAGAUGUUGCUCCUGCCGAACCGAGUGUUGAUGUGGGCUACUUGGCUAAUAUGGAACGUCAGAUUGGCUUGGCACGUGAGAUGCAGGAAACGCAUCACCGCAUAGUCUCCACGUUCAUACAUCCAGUGCCAGAAAAACCAACCGGUGAUAUUGGUGAGCAAGCGAGGAAGUAUCUGUAUAACUUGGUGACUACACUGCUGAAGACUCGGCAUAUACAUGCGCUUGUAGAGAGCGGGGUUGACGAUCUAGAAUUCAAUUCCAUAUUACAAGUGUUGGGGAACGAUGUUGAAUACCAGGAUAACAUGUCUAGUGUGGAUACUUGGGACGAAGAGGAUACACUUGCCGAGAUGAUCUUCUCCAACAAGGCGUGCCAUUCGCCUCAAACUGUGCACAGUAACACGGAACCAGAACGAUACUACCUGGGUAUGGACCUAUUAAGGAGGUUGAAUGAGCAGACUUAUCGCGCCCAUUGUAACUUUGCCUUGUUUGAAGUGUUACGCCAUCUAGUGCCGGAAGAACGACACCUAUUCGACUUCAUAUCGGAAAAUAUACUAGACCAAAUGAGUGGAAUAUCAAACGGUGGUGACAUUCUACAUAUAGCACGGAUGUUGGCGGAGCGGGUAUACAACAGCGCACGUGACCGAGGAUAUCUUCGUUACGACUUUGAGCCGGACAUUGAUGCAUUUGUUGAUGCGCUGUUACAACAAUUGAAUGUGCUCCUGGAUAUAUCGUUCUGGACGAUCUUUAGCGUGUUCGAAACACGUGAGGACAUAGUCACCAAAGUAUCGUAUGCGCACUUACACCAUGAUAGUGUAAGGUUCAAACUAUUGGCAGAGGUCACAGGUGUGAACAGUUUCUCUGAAACUAUACUUAAAACCUGCAUGGCGAUGCUUGGUCCUGAGGAACGCAUGAAAUUGGAACUUGUACGUGCUACCGGCCAUGAGACUAUGGCACCAUUAGUUUCAGGCUACAACUAUGUGGAUAUGCAGAGUAAUUUACCAGCUGACGUCUGGGAGCUCGUGCAAAGAACAACGAAACGUUCGUGUCCAACCUGUGGUGAAACACCAGCAAACCCCUUGAUAUGCCUAUUAUGUGGGUCGGUGGUAUGCUAUCAGGGCAAGUGCUGCGAUAGGAACAAGGGUACUCGGGUCUUGCAUAUGCUAAUUACGCUGGAACGUAACAACGUAGCAUUCAGACCAACUGAUCUUACCCAUAUAUAUACUGACGAGUUAGUAGCACAUACGAGCUCGUGCGGAGGAGGCCAAUGUGUUUACAUAUCACCGUACAACUGCUUCUUGCUGCUCAUGGACGAUAGGCGACGAUGCAUUACUCAUACGCUGUAUUCUGACACAUACGGCAACAAGGAUCUACAUGGUAGCGUGUAUGGACCUGUGAUGCUGUCACAUACAAGGCUAAACAAUAUCAAAAACACAUUCUGUCAGGGACGACUGGCCCACGAGAUAAUAAACGCACAGAAAGAGGUUAUACAGUGA